AUGGAUGAAUUAGGUUUGUAUUCGACAUAUGAUAAUAUUUGCAAAUAUUUGUUAAAAGAUAAUAGCUUUGAUAUAUCAUUAGGUGAAUAUCAUGAAAUAUUAAAAAAUAGAGAAAAAAAUAAUUAUAAGGGACAUACAUUUUUUGAUUUAAAUAUUUUAACAUUAUACGAUGAAGUAAUAGAUGUUUUUAAAUAUAACAAUUUUUUAAUAAAAAAUUGCAAUUUCUCCUUUUUAAAAGUUACAAGAAAUAUGUAUCAAGGUCGAGUGCAUGUAUUUUUUUCUGAAACAGAAUCAAAAUUUGGUGUAAAAACGGAGAAUAUAAAUGGAAUAGAAAAGAAAAAUGAUACAAAAAGUUAUAAUAAAAAAGGAAACAAAACCAUUAAAAUAAACGAUAAAAAAAAUUUCAUUAUUAAUUUGAAAGUUUGUGGGAACGUAGUUGCAAAUAUAAAAGAUGUCUUAAAAGAUACUUUUGACUCUUUAAUUUUUUAUAUGAUAGACAAAUAUAAUAUAAAAUUAAAAAUUAAUCAUUCUUAUAGAGUAAAGGAGACAACUAAUUACAUUUUAUUAAAUGAAGAAAUAUACAAAUUUUUAUACAACGAAGAUUAUUUCAGAAUUGAUUUAAAUAAACUUCAAUUUGAUAUUAAAGAUUAUUCAUUCAUUUUUUACAAAAAUGUUACAAAUUUUGUUGAUUAUUUCAAAUAUAUUAAAGAUAUUCAUUCAUCUGCUUACAUAAUCUCCUUACUUGUUAGAAUUUUAGCUGAUAAAAAUAGAAUUCAGAAAUAUAGUGCUCAAUUAUUUUUUACAAAAAGAAAUGACGAAUGUAUAUGUAGUCUAUAUUUAAGAUUUAUAAAACAAAAUCAAAAUUCUUUUGAAAAAGCAUUUUUUAAUAGUAAGCUAGUAUGUAUAAAAAAUAUAAUAGAUUCAUUAAUUUCUUUAAUUGAAGAAACAAAAAAAAGAUUAAUGAAUGGAAAAAAUUUGACUUAUCCCGAUGAAUUUCUUUUAUGCUCAUUUGUAAAAUCCUUUUAUUCAUUUAAAUUAAUAGAUUUAGAAAAUUUUAAAAGGAAUAAUCAGGGUCUUCUUUAUAAUAAAAAUGAAUUAAAAAAAAACGGUGAAUAUCAUAUUCCUAUAGUUAAAAAAGAAUUAAAUAAUAAACAGACAAAUAUAAAUGAAAAAGAUACAUGCUUAGAAAAUAAUUCAUUAAAAUGUAAAUUAAACGAAAUAAAAAAUAAUAAAUUUAGCAAUCUUAAAAAUAAUACUAACAUGCAUAAUAACAACAAUGAAGAUAGUAAUAAAAGCAAUGAGGAAAAUGAGAAAAAAACGGAAAUGAGAUUAUCUUGUUAUGAUAUAUUAAAAAGUAAAUAUUCUCAUAAAAAAUAUACUAUUAGAAGUGAUGAUUUAACAGAAAUAAAUGAAAAUAAUAAUUGUAAUAUUGGGAAUAUUCAGCCAUGCAACAGUAAUCACAAUAAUAGGAAUAAUAGAGUUAGAAAUAGUAGACAUGACGAAAAUAAUAUUAUAACUCAUUGCAAAAAUAAUAAUAGCAAUGUUGAUAUAAAUAAUAAGAAUGAUUACAUAAAUAAAAGUAAUAGUAAUAUAAGAAAUAAUAUAAAUGAAGAUAGAAAUAGUAAUUACAGUGAGAAAAAUAAUAAAAGUGGAGGUAGAAAUAACAAAUAUAAUAAUAAUAGUGAUAUAGAAAUGAAUAAUAAUAAUAACAAUAAAAAUAAAAAACAUUUUGAAUUAAAAAAUUCAUAUAAUGCAAAAUUGAGUUCAAAUAAUAGAAGAAAUUCAUUUAAUUUUAAAUCAACUAAUAAAACAAAUGAUAUUAUGAGCAUUAAUAAUGAGUCUUGUGAAAAUAUAAAAAAUUAUGAAGAAAAAAUUCAUUAUGAUAUAAAAAAUGAUAGUAAAUCAAAAAGAGACAAUAAAUUAAAAAAUUAUAUAGAUAAAAAGUGUAUAAACAAUAUAACAUCUCCUGAAUUAUUUUAUACUCUUAAUGGAAAUGAUAUAGAAAUAUCAGUAGAUCUUCAUGAAGAAUAUAAUAAUAAAAAAUUAUUAAAUAAAGUACAAAAUAAUACUAACACAAAUACAAAUAUAGAUAAUAUAAAUUCAGAUAAAUUAAUUAAUACUAAUGAAAAAGACAAUAUGAAUAAAGAGCAUGAAAAUAACAAUAUUUUAAAUUUAAAAAGAAAUAGUCUUAAUGAAGAAAUAUUCAAUAAAAACGAUAAUAAAAUAAGAGAAAACAAUUAUGAAGAGAUUUGUGAAAAUACUACUAAUGAUGACAUAUACAAAAGUGUAAGUGAAGAAAUAUUUAAUAACUUUAAAAAAAAAGAGAGUGAAUUAUAUAAAAACUCAGGGAAUAAGAGAAAAAUUAAAGAGUACAAAAUAUCGACAGAUAAAAAUAUUAUCUUUGAUCAAAUGGUUAUCGAAGAUGACUCAAAAGAAAAUAGAAUAUGUAUAAAUAAUGUUAGAAAUAGAAUAGACUUCUCUAAAAAUAAUGAAGAAGAGAGGGAAAAUGAAAAUUUGAGAAACUUAAAUGAAAUUAGAAAAAAAAAACUUAUUAAUAUAUAUGAAAAUAAUAACAAUAAAAUAAAUUCUGUACAUAAUGUAAAUAGUAAAGAUGAUGAUCAUACAAAUCAAAUUAAUCUAUAUGAUUAUUGUUCUUAUUAUUCUAGUUUUUCUAAUCAUGAUAAUCCAGAAAAUUAUAUGAAUAAUAGAGAAAUCCAAAACAGUGAAGAAAUAAGAGUAAACCAAAAUGUUCAAAACGAAGAAAAAACUGAAAAUAAUGAAGAACUGAAAAAUAAGGAUUUACAAGAUGAUGAAAUUUUAAAAGAUGAUAUAGAAAUAAAUGAAGAAAUAGAAAACAAUGAAAUAAAUCGAAAAACAGAAGAAAAUGAUAAUAUUAAAAAUUAUUAUUUUUUUGAAGAAGAAAAUAUAAUUAAUAGAAAAGAAGAAAUUAUUGAUAAUCCUUAUUUAAUCUCUAAUAUUACUAAUAAUUGUAAAAUUUUAUUAAAUUGUUUGUAUGAAGAAUUACCUAUUAAAAAUGAAGUUUCUUCUGAUGGAGAGAAAAAAGAAAUUGAUAACUUUAGUGUAAUAAAAAAAAUUAGUGAAAAUUUUAUUUAUUUAAAUAAUCAUGAUAAAGUAAAUGUCAUAAAUGUUUUAUAUAAUUAUGAAUCUCUAUUAAAAAGAAUUUUACAUUAUGAAUAUAUUAAAAAAGAUUAUUCAUUCGAAAUAGAAACUUGUAAAUUUUAUUUAGAUCAUAUAAGUUAUAACCAAGAAAAAGAUUCCAAUGAAAAAAGUUCCAAUGAAAAAGAUUUCAUUGAAAAAUAUUUCAAUGUAAAAGAUAUCAAUGAAAAAUAUCUCAAUGAAAAAGAUAUAAUGAAUAGUGUUAGUGAUUAUGAUAAAUACAUGAACGAAAAUCAUUUAAUUCAUUGUGAGAAGGCUAAAAAAAAGAACACCUACAAUUUUCUUGAAAAUAAUAAAAUAAACAAAUUAGUUGAUAAAAUAAAUUAUUACGAUGAAAAAAUUAAAAUUUUACAUAAAAUUAUAAGCACAUAUACUAAAAUAAAUUUAUCUCAUUUAGACAAUAUAAAAAGCUAUGUAGAAUUAACUGAAUAUAUUAAAUUGUGUUCAUUUAAAAUAUACCACAACGAAUCAAUUUCUGAAAAUGAAAACGAAAACAUAUAUUUAAAUAAUUUUAAAAUGCAAAUUAAUGAGAUAAAAUAUAAAAAUAAUUAUUGUAAUGAUAUAUUUUACGAAAAUGUAAACAAUUAUAAAUUUGAAAAGGAUGAAAAAAAAGACUUGUAUCUAAAAAAACCUAAAGAUUUAGAAAAUGCAAAAAAAUGCAAAAAUAUAUUAAAGAGAAAAUUUCAAAAUUGCUUUAAUGAAAUAAAUACAUGUGAUAAUAGAAAUGGCAAGGAAAUAGUCUUAAAUAAUUCAAUAUUUGAUAAUAAAAUAAAAUAUAAUAAAAAUCAAAAUAUUUUCAAUCAUAGUUGUUCCAAUAUGAUACAUGAUAAUACAUCAACAAAUUUCAAACAAAAAAAGAAAUUUGGGAAUGAUAGUAUCAGUACCAGAACACAAAGGGCUUCAUUUUAG
Plasmodium relictum is the source of this 4086-nucleotide messenger RNA. Its product is annotated as conserved Plasmodium protein, unknown function. The transcript has a single exon. The record is from RefSeq and is a predicted model, not a curated record. NCBI's taxonomy places the organism in Eukaryota, Apicomplexa, Aconoidasida, Haemosporida, Plasmodiidae. The coding region runs from base 1 to 4086 and encodes 1361 amino acids.